Solea solea (common sole) is the source of this 3394-nucleotide messenger RNA. RefSeq names its product GDNF family receptor alpha 4a (gene gfra4a). Bases 748 to 2076 code for a protein of 442 amino acids. The transcript has 8 exons. NCBI's taxonomy places the organism in Eukaryota, Metazoa, Chordata, Actinopteri, Pleuronectiformes, Soleidae. Gene Ontology annotation, cellular component: signaling receptor complex; external side of plasma membrane. Gene Ontology annotation, biological process: nervous system development. The record is from RefSeq and is a predicted model, not a curated record. Gene Ontology annotation, molecular function: signaling receptor activity.
ACACACACAGACACUAUGCACCAUUUUUACGCAGGUUUAUUGUUUCCAUUUUAUGGCAGUAUGAAAUAGACUAUCGAUUUAACUUGUCCCAUUUCAACUUCUGCCAAGAUUGGAUUUUUUUUUUCUUCUUCCCUCUCUCUAAACGCGUCGGGGCUGGGCAUCUCCAGCCAAAGGAGAGGAGAGGAGAUCACACCGGCUGCGUGUGACUCCUCGCAGGUCGGAGUGCGCAAAGCAACGCGCCCCCUGUGAUUCAUCCGCAUUUUGCAGCUGCUGUCGGCGCGCAGGUGGAGGCGCAGAGGAGACGAGGAGAGAGCCGCGCAGGACGGACUGUGGAUGAAAACAGCCAGGGAUUUUGUUUCAGUACGCGCAACAUUUUUCUUUCCACGCCAGGAGCAAACUGUUUACCCCUUUUUUUGUUUUUUGACGCUCACGUUUGGAAGCAGCUGUGAUUUUGUGCGGAGCUUUUAUUUUAUUUUUUUCUCUGGUGACAAAAGUUUGACUGUGCAACCAUGACGCUCUGCUCCACUCCUGCUCGUUUUUCACGCACUGCUGUGGAUUCCGGCUCCAGCGCGAGCGUCCAGUUCUCACUCGAGUCUUUUCGGGCUUAAUUUUUCGGCGCCAGUUCCCGAGCAAACAGUGGGGCUUUUAAUCCUCGCGCAGCAUCACCACCACCACCAUCAUCAUCAUCAUCAUCACCACCAGCACCAGCACCACUGGUCUUGCGGGAUUGUGCAUCCAUUUGAAUCAAUGUCGCGCUCCAUUAUGGACUUCCUCGGACUGUACUUCUUGCAGCUGGCGCUCAUUGGAGUCCCACGUGUGGCUCUCACCAUGGCCGGCAGGGACUGCCUGAGCGCCGGAGACACCUGCUCCAGCGACGACACCUGCAGCCCGCGACUCCGCACGCUCAGGCAGUGCGUGGCGGGCGACGGCAGCGUGAAACUGGGACCCGGGGCGCGGAACCAGUGCGAGAACGCCAUGACCGCGCUGAUGUCCACCCCGCUGCACGGCUGCCAAUGUAAACGAGGCAUGAAGAAGGAGAAGAACUGCCUGAGCAUCUACUGGAGCUUGCACCAGUCUGUGCUGCACGGUCUCAGCCUGGUGGAGAACUACCCCUACGAACCAGAGGAGCGCGGCUCCGACUACGUCCGCCUGGCCUCCAUCGCUGCAGAGUCUGAGGUGACGACGGUGAACCGCUGCCUCGACGCCGCCAAGGCGUGCAACAUAGACGAGACGUGCCAGAAGCUGCGCACGGAGUACGUGUCGGCCUGCAUCCAGCCUUCAGCCCGCUCGGGGCCGUGCAACCGGGCCAAGUGCAACAAGGCCCUGAGAAAGUUCUUCGACCGCGUUCCCCCCGACUACACCCACGAGCUGCUGUUCUGCCCCUGCACCGACACGGCCUGCGCCGAGCGCCGCAGGCAGACCAUCGUGCCCACCUGCUCCUACGAGGACAAGGAAAAGCCCAACUGCCUGGCUCAGCUGCGGGUCUGCAAGGCGGACUACGUGUGCAGGUCUCGCUGGGCACAGUUCCAGUAUGAUUGUCAACCCACGGAGCAGAGCGCCAGCGGCUGCAAGCAGGAGAACUACGGCGCGUGUCUGCUCGCGUACACCGGCCUCAUAGGAAGCACGGUCACUCCCAACUACCUUGACAACUCCACGUCCAACGUGGGGCCGUGGUGCUCGUGCGCGGCGAGCGGCAACCACAGGGAGCAGUGCAGCGACCUCCUGACCUUCUUCCACGACAACGUCUGCCUGAAAAACGCCAUCCUGGCCUUCGGAAACGGCUCGGACGUGAAAACCGGCGCCAGUCAGCCCGGGAUGUCGAGUCCGGCCACGGACGACCACGUUCCUUUCCUGGCAACAACCCCCGCCCAAGCCGUCUCCAUGGAAACAGAGCAGAACAUUCUGCGGGCACAGAUACCGACUCAGGUAAACGAGAACGACAGACUGUGGGGCGACGAGGGAGACUCGGCUCUUCCGUCUCCGGGCCUGUCGGACUGCGGGGAGCAGCCCGUCCGACCGUCUGUCCUCCUAGGCCUCGGCUGGUUCUUGUGCUCCGUGCUGCUCCUGUCUGACUAACAAGACUCCUGACCUGGGGGGGAGGGUGAGACUCUGCCACUCGCUGUCACAAAAUCACACUUUAUCUCUUUUUGUGGAACAUGACUGGAAGCAGAAGACGGCUAGGUACAGAGAGGAGCUAACGGGAGGUAAUUGCACACCUCACGAGUCACGUCACGCCCGCCCCAAACAAACUGUUGCCGACUGUUUCAUCUGAAAAUAACGUCCACAGCACAGCGAAGAGACACUGACUGUUGCAGAGCAGGAAAAGUAUAUAUAUGUAUGAAAACAUUCCUGGCAGUUGAAAUGUUAAGACUUUUCUGUGGCCGUGUUGUACGAGAGUCAAGGUGAACGUGUCCACACGCAACACUCUGCUGUUUCUUCUUUUUUCCGACACCUUUAACGAACCAAAAUGGAAGCACAUUUGUGGGUGUUGUAGUUGUGGCAAUUUGCAAAUCUAUCCAGUGUAAAGAAGAAAUUGUGAUUGAUUGAAAUAAGAGUAAGAUCCCUGAAGUCUGUCUGUCUGUAAAUGUGUCUGUUAUUUUCGUUCAAAUUGGAAUAUGCUGAGAUGUUGAGCUUUAAGUGUGAAGGCUGGAGAAAUGUACGAGUCUGGUGUGUUUUUCAGCAAAAGAAAGAGGACUACUCGUUUCUGUUUUGUAACCUAUAUGUAAAUGUGGACUUUGCUGCAGAGUAAAAAAGGAAACACACGUGUGACCAAUAGACGUUUACUGUUGCGGGAGAAGUGCCACCUGUAAGACAAAGUGUAAAGAGCACAGCUGUGCCUCAGAGAGUGGCCAUGGAUCUUUGGUGACACUAGAAAUGUGGUUCUUCUUCCUGUAGGACCAAGUGAAGCUAACAUGCUAAGAGCUAAUGGUGCCAGGGGGUUUGGAGGAGUUUGCAGGUAGAACAGAGAGGGACUCACCCAGAAGAAAAAGGCCAGGGCCCCCCGCAGGCCCCCGCCUCUCAGACUCCCGCAUUCAUGACUCCCUUGUCUUUGUCCUCCUGAGUCUUCGUCCGACGAGCUGCCGCAGACGCUGCCGCUUCUGCGCUCCCUCUGCUCUUUAUGCCGUGCAACUCGCUGGCUGCACCUGUGCUGGCCCCACCCCUGGAGCCAAUCACACCAAGCACAAACACCUGUGAGGGUGAUGCAACACUAAUUGCCCCCUUUCUCCACCUAGCACAAUUAAUACCACUCACUCCCUAAGGCCUACCUUUGUUCCCCAGACAGUCCUAUUGGCCCCGGGAGUUGACGUGAUGUCACUGUUCAAAGACAAAACAAGGAAUUGGAUUUUCAUUUCUGCUGCUCACAAACAAACAUUAAAGUCUUUUUUCUCUUGGA